Musa acuminata AAA Group (dessert banana) is the source of this 1005-nucleotide messenger RNA. RefSeq lists its product as uncharacterized. The transcript has 6 exons. Lineage: Eukaryota; Viridiplantae; Streptophyta; Magnoliopsida; Zingiberales; Musaceae. The record is from RefSeq and is a predicted model, not a curated record. The coding region runs from base 103 to 789 and encodes 228 amino acids.
UUUUACCGUUGGCAUCUCUCUGCCUUCCCCGUCUCAAAGAGAAAGAACAAGAUUAUGUUUUAGUAAGAAUUGGUCUCAGUGCAAAAGUAUUGAUUUGCGCCUAUGGCUUAUUACCGAACGCCUGCUGCGAUUCAAAACGAGAACUUUCGCAUCCCUAUAGGAAAAGAUGUUGAUCUUACGAAGGCUGCUCCGCCAAAGCCUGCAAAGGCCGGUCGUCAAGAUCGAAAGGCCUUGAAGGAUCUUUCCAAUACAGGAAAACCUCCGGUUUCUGGCCCAUCAAAAGCCUCGGCUCUGAAGGAUAAGUCUGCACUACGUGCUCGGGAGACCAUCAAAACUGCCCCCAAAAGAACCAUCCUCACUGAUGAAGAAAUGAAGAGAUGCCAUGAGUGGGCAAGGGAGGGAAUCGAGCAGACACACUUCACAGGAAAUGAACUACAAAAGCUACAGAAAGAUAUCGAUGAAGAACGUGUAAACAAGAAGAUUCGGAUGGUGAUGUCCGACUUACAUGAACGGUCAAAUGAUCUUGGAUUGACAGAGAAGCAAGAUGUUGCAAGAUGGAAUGUUACUUGUAAAUGUUAUACUUGUGAAUCCGGUCAGGUGCUUUCCAAGGGUACCAAAGAUGAGAAGAAGAUGGAGUUAGAAACCGAGGUGCUUCCUAUCAUCACCACAUCUCCAACUCCAGUUUUGGUGCUCACAGGUCAUGAAGAAAUCGACGGUCUCCUUGAAUCUGAGGCUGAUCAUCCCUCAUUUCUGGAACGGCCAAUUGAGUUUCAGCUGAAAGAGGACUAACAAUGCUGAUGGUUCUCUUGCUUGAAAAUGAAGAACACUGAUGCUCCUGGCAAAUCCAUUCAUGACUUCUUAUUCUUGUCUGUUUGCGUGUUAAUCAUGUCAGUUUCUUUGUUUAGAUGGAAUGUAGAACUAGAAGAAUUUUGGCCAAUCCAAUCUUUAAAAUAAUGUCAGGUUGUGUGUAAGUUGGAUUUUACAUAAAUAGCAAUCUCUCAGAUA